AUGGGCGUCAAGGACCUCGGCAGUCUCGCGAAGAAGCUCGCUCCGUCCAGCAUCACUAUUGUACCUAACUGGACGACCUUCGCCGGCAGGAAAAUCGCCAUCGACGCAAGCGUGCUCACGAACCGGUUCCAUUUCGGCCGGCUUCGCACAGACGAGAUUGGCGAGGACGUGAUCAACGGCGAUCACCACGCUCGAUUAUGGUACCGCUUCAUCCAGACUCUACGGAUGUACGGCGUCUCGCCCAUCGUCGUCUUCGACGGCUCGACGAGGCUCGAGGCGAAGGCGAGGGAGGUACAGCGUCGUCGGAAAGUCUACAGCCUCAUCAAGGCGCGAGCAAAGGCUGAGGUGGAUCGGAGCGACAGGCUGAAGGAGAUGAAGGAAGUUUGGGACAAGGUGGGAGCGGAUGAGCGGCCAGUCGUGUUGGAGCAGCUGAAGGAGGCGAUGGAGCGGAUUGAGAGGGAGCGGCGAAUGAGGAUCGAGGAGGAAGCACGCGCUGCGGCUGCUGCAGCCGCACCACCCGACUUGGAGACGCGGAUAGCGGCAGACAAGCUCGCGUCUGAGCUCCGACGACUCGAGCUCGUAUUUGAAGGGCGCAUCGCUCCGGAAGCGGGAACAACUCCCGGUCAGUCGACAGAUCCUGUGCCUCCGCCGCCAACAGCACCUGCUCCUCCCGCACAAGCGACGCCUAUACUGGCAGAAGACGCUCCUCCUCCCAAAACCGAAAUUCCACCGUCGCCCGCUGCGGUCACCUCUCCACCACCGACUCCUGCUCCACCUCUACCCAUACCUCCGCCUCCUCCUGUGCCGCCUAUCGCUGAACAACCACCUGUCGUCUCCCUCUUCGACCAUCUCGAGGAAGGACCCGUCAAAGCGCUCGCCCAGCUUCACGAGGCGCAAGUCGCCGAUGCAGGCGCCGCCGUCUACUCUCGGCGACAGAAGUCGGUCGCGCUCGAUCAGAAUGCGCUUUUCGGCAUUCUGUCGGAGACGGAUGGGAGGAAGCCUGUGGUUGUCGAGAAGCCUGCCGCGGUCGAUGAGGACAUCUCGACAGAGGAGCCUUUCGAGGCGAGCUGGCCUGAUCUCGACUCAGCCGGGGGCAUCGAGAGCGGGCUCGGUAGACUCGUGCACCGGAGCACGAGCAUCGCAGUCGACUACAAGCACAACAGCUUUCCUGUCCCCGCUGCCGCUCUCCACAAGUCGCGCGAAAUCAUCCAGGCCAUGGGCGUUCCUUGGCUCCAGCCGGGUCCGAACAACCCGUUCGAAGCGGAAGGCGUCUGCUCGGCUCUGUACCAGGCCGGCAUCGUCGACUGCGUCGCCAGCGAGGACACCGACGUUGUGGUCUUUGGCGCUCCGCUCCUGCGAUACGCCACGACGACCGAGAACCCGAAGAACCCGAUGUACGUGCUCGACCCGGUUGAACUGCGGAAGCAGCUCGACUUGACGAAGGAGCAGCUUGUCGACUUGGCGAUCCUCCUCGGCACCGACUUCACCGUGCGAAUACCGCGCCUCGGCCCCGUCACGGCAGUCACCCUGAUGCGGCGGUACGGCAGCAUCGAAGCCAUCGUCGACGUGCUCGCGAAGAAGGAGCACAAGGGUCGCGAGUUCAAGCCGGUCGAAGGCGACUUCGAAGCCUACCUCGAGACGGUCCGCAUCGCACGCGAGAUCUACCUCAGUCUCCCUUCAAUGCCGCCAACCGAGCCGCUUGCGACGCCUCGAACUCGCGUAUCGCUGUCCGACAAAGGAUCCAGCCUCAUGGGCGACGCCUCGAGCGAGGUGCCAGCCUGGUACGGCAACCUCGACCCCACACCCGCAGCCGACCUCGACGACAUCCUCGUGCGCUUCGGCAUCACGCCUGGCGAGACGUUCGAGUCGAUGGAUGCCCUCGAGCGGUACGCCGUCUCUCAGAUGGACCAGCCAGCCUACGCAGACGACGAUUUCGGCGAAGCCGAGAUGCAGAGCUACGACGGCUUCCCUGAUGAAGUGGCGUUCGAGAUGGACGCUGAACAGACGGCGGAGGCGCUCGACGAGCCGACGGUGCCGAGCGAGGCGUAUGUCGGGGAGGAAGCGGUCGUGGCGGAGCUUGAGCAGUCGGCGGAGGUACCCGACGAGCCUUCGGUUCCGCGGGAGAUGGACCCAGCGUUGGACGCCGAGCUAGGAGCGCUGUACGCUGAGAUCGGUCAGGUCGCUGUCGAGCAGCCUGCCGACUACGAGGCAAUUGCUCGUCGUGGGCGGGGCAGGAGGCGGGGAGGGACUUUGCGCGCGUAG
Molecule: messenger RNA, 2262 nt
Organism: Rhodotorula toruloides NP11
Lineage: Eukaryota; Fungi; Basidiomycota; Microbotryomycetes; Sporidiobolales; Sporidiobolaceae
Product: flap endonuclease-1
Exons: 3
Coding region: 1-2262 (753 amino acids)
Molecular function (GO): 5'-flap endonuclease activity; DNA binding
Source: RefSeq, a predicted model, not a curated record